AUGAUCCAAAAGCUCUCCGCUGCUAUCGACGUUACCAUCGGCACAGAACAAGGGCACCCGAUGUCCCCUGAGCUCUUCAAAGUUUAUAUCCACGAGCUUUCCAUCAGACUGGAACAAAUCGAAGAGCUGAAUGUCCCAAUUUUAAACGGCAUCAAAGUAAGCCACCUCCUAUGGGCUGACGACUUAGUCCUCCUAGCACUUGACGCGUUCAGCCUACAAACGUUGCUGAAUUGCUUGCACGACUAUGCAGAAAAAUGGGAGUUAUCAGUGAACAUCGAAAAAAUCAGUGUGAUGGUCUUCAAUACAAGCUCACGAACACUUAAAUGUUCUUAUGGCUUUAAACUAGGAAGCCUGGACAUUAUACCAGUAAAAAGAUACUGCUAUCUCGGAAUCCAAUUCUCUCUGAAUGGAUCGUUUAAGCAAGCUAUCGACGAACUUAGGAAGAAAGCUCUACGCUCAUUCUUCUCAAUGAGGCGAAUUAUCAACACAAAAGCGCUAUCUACCAGCACGAUGCUUAAACUCAUCGAUAGUCUAGUAAAGCCUGUAGCGACCUAUGCAUGUCCCGUCUGGCUCUCAUCAACAAACAUCGUAAAGGCUAUCCUGUCGAAAAAAGAAGAAGUGAGCCUGCCUAAAUCUGCAGCUAAAGAUCCUCUCGAAACAACUCAUCUGAAGAUUCUCAAAUGGAUACUGUACUAG
This is a messenger RNA of Bolinopsis microptera, 696 nucleotides long. RefSeq lists its product as uncharacterized. The coding region runs from base 1 to 696 and encodes 231 amino acids. The transcript has a single exon. The record is from RefSeq and is a predicted model, not a curated record. NCBI's taxonomy places the organism in Eukaryota, Metazoa, Ctenophora, Tentaculata, Lobata, Bolinopsidae.